Molecule: messenger RNA, 693 nt
Organism: Rotaria socialis
Lineage: Eukaryota; Metazoa; Rotifera; Eurotatoria; Philodinida; Philodinidae
Source: the annotation of a GenBank genome assembly
AUGCCAGUUAAUGGAUGUGAUUUCAAUGGAAAUGAUGAGACCAGUUGGUACUUCGGUCAACUAUCUCGAUCAGAGACAAAUGAUCUUUUACAUGAGCAGGACCCCGGAACGUACCUUGUUCGUGAUUCUGCAACAUUAAAAGGCGAUUUUGUACUUUGUGUGAGAGAAGGUACUAAGACCAUGCACUAUAUUAUAAACAAAAUUGAAGAAGAUGGCGAAACUCCACGUUAUAAAAUUGGAAGUAAUUUUUUUGAAAGUAUGCCUGCACUUCUCCGUCAUUAUACAACACAUUAUCUCGAUACUACACAAUUGCUGAAACCCCUUGCAAAACCAAACACAAUAUCCACAAAUCAUAAUCAAAGAGAUAGUAUAUCGUCAUUGAUAACUAAUGCUGAUACUAGUCUCAGCGAAGAAACAUCUAAAGUCGAUAGUCUGUCACAACAUCAACAAAAAGCAAUAUCUCAAACAACCCUGGUACUGCCAGCUAAAGCACGUGUUAUCAAAGAUCGUAUUCCAAGUCUAUAUGAUAAACGUUCGCUUCGUCUCCAAAUAGGUGAUUUGCUAAUAGUAAAUCGUGCUGAAAGUAAUGGUCAAUGUGAAGGAAUACUGGUGAAAUCAAAUCGUCAAGGAACAUUUCCAUUUACAUACAUUGAGUUUCUCGAUGACGAGAACGAACCAACGAAUGAAAACUAA